Molecule: messenger RNA, 1429 nt
Organism: Taeniopygia guttata (zebra finch)
Lineage: Eukaryota; Metazoa; Chordata; Aves; Passeriformes; Estrildidae
Gene: KMT5C
Product: lysine methyltransferase 5C
Cellular component (GO): nucleus
Molecular function (GO): histone H4K20 methyltransferase activity; protein binding
Source: RefSeq, a predicted model, not a curated record
CCCCGACGGGACUCACCCCGCGCUCGGGUCACUCCCACGGCGCUCCCGGUGGUGCCGCUCACGGUGACGCCGCUCACGGUGCUGCAGGAGCGGCGGAGGAGGAGGCGGCGGAGGGAGCGGUCGGUGGCGGCGGCGGCGGCGGGGCCGGUACGGGCGGCGGGGACGGCGGUAACGGCGCGGGAGUUGUGCGAGAACGAUGAUUUGGCCACGAGCCUCGUGCUGGAUUCGGUGCUCGGGUUCCGCACGCACAAGAUGGGAGUCAGCCCCCUGCCCGCCCUGCGGCGGCGGGCGCGGCUCCGCGCGGCCCUCGAGGCGUUCCGGCGGCGGCGGGACCUGGAGGCGGCGUGGCGGACGCUGAGCGGGGCCUGGGCACCGGCGUUCUUCCGCCGGCGGCGGCCGCAGCAGCGCGCCGAGCUCAAACAGCACGUGUUCCGUUACCUGCGGACUCUCCUUCCCGAGAGCGGCUUCACCAUCCAACCCUGCACCCGCUACAGCCGCGACGUCAACGGCGCCAGGGUGGUCUCCACACGCACCUGGCGCAAACAUGAGACGCUGGAGCUGCUGGGCGGCUGCGGGGUGGAGCUGCGGGGUUCGGACCGGGCACUGCUGAGGGCAGGAGACAACGAUUUCAGCCUCAUGUACUCCACCCGCCGAAGGAGAACCCAGCUCUGGCUGGGGCCGGCCGCCUUCAUCAACCACGAUUGUCGGCCGAACUGCAGGUUGGUGUCGGCCCCGGGCGGGGCGCGGGUGCAGGCGCUGCAGGACAUCCCCCCCCGGGCAGAAAUCACCUGUUUCUAUGGCGACGGCUUCUUCGGAGAGGGCAACCGGGGCUGCGAGUGCCGCACCUGCGAGAGGCUCGGCGAAGGCGCCUUCCGCCGCCGCGGGGGGAGGGGCAGAACGACCCCCCCCCCCCCCCCCCCCCUCCCCCCACGAGACCCCCCCCCAAAAUACGAACUGCGCGACACCGACGUGCGGCUGCGGCGGCGGCGGGGGGGGCAGGGCGGAGACCCCUCCCCAAAAAAACGACCCCGACAGCGGCGACAACGGCGGCGACCCCUCCCCACGGGCGCGACCCCCGCCCAGCCCCGCGUGGCGCUGCACGACUGCGUGUCCUGCGGGGGGCGCUGUGCCCUGCGCGGGAGGGUCCCCGCCGUGCUGCUGGGGACCCCCAAAAACGCCCCCAGACCCAAAUCCGACCCCAAAUUGUCGCUCUAUGCUCAUGUGAGAUUGGGGGGGUGCACCCCAAAAUCCGGGUUUGGGGGUGAGGGGCGCGCAGGGAGCCCCCCCAGGCUGAGGUUGGUGGUGUCGGAGGGGGAGUUGGCGCUGGCGUUGACCCCCGCCCGGGUGUGAGACCCCCGAAUUUGGGGGGUUUGGGGGGUUAGAGAUGGAUUUUGGGGUCUGGACACGGAUUUUGGGGGUCUGGACAUGG